Molecule: messenger RNA, 8648 nt
Organism: Manduca sexta (tobacco hornworm)
Lineage: Eukaryota; Metazoa; Arthropoda; Insecta; Lepidoptera; Sphingidae
Gene: Meltrin
Product: disintegrin and metalloproteinase domain-containing protein 19
Exons: 17
Coding region: 229-5007 (1592 amino acids)
Biological process (GO): membrane protein ectodomain proteolysis
Molecular function (GO): metalloendopeptidase activity
Source: RefSeq, a predicted model, not a curated record
AGUAUCGUCAAAUCGCUGCCCGCUCCGCUGAUGCCGUCAGUGUUUGGUUUGGUUGAGUUGUUAUUUUCAUAUUUUUUGUUCGUAAAGCGACUCGCGGCUGUGAACGAUGCGGACGGUUGAAUGAUGUGCAGUGCCUUGUUCUUCGUAUCUAAAAACAUUUAAAUAUAUUUUAUAAAUAAAACAUGUUCGUUUCAUAGUUAUUAUAAUAGAACUAUUAUUGUGUUUAAAAUGUCACAAAAUACUUUGAGUGGAAAUAUGUUUGGUGUUGGUGUAAGUUUGUGGUGCGCCGUUUUGUUAAUUUUAUUAACUCUGACAAAGGACAGCGUGGAAGCCCGAGAACUGAAAAGUCCUGCGGCAGACUUCAAUCGACAUAAAAUAGUGCAGCCCAAAGUCCACCAUGGCAGAACCAAACGACAGAUAUCGUCCACCAAAGAUACGAGCGGUGCACAUCAUUCAGAACUGGAGAUGACGGUGGCGCUGGACGGAGAGGAGUACGUGCUGGAGCUGUGGCUGAACCACGACCUCAUCACGGAGGGGCACACAGUGCGCUACAAGAAAAAUGGAAAGACCGUUCUCCACAAACCUAAGAAAGAGGAUCUAGAUUUAUGCCAGUACCACGGCAUUGUUAAGGGCAAACCGAACUCUCGCGUGGCCCUGUCAACGUGUCAUGGCGUCAGGGGUAUCAUAUUCGACGGUAAAACAACGAAAUACAUUGAGCCAGCUGAAGGUGGUGAUAUCCAAUCCCAGCACUACCUGUACGAUCAUUCGGACCUGAACACCAACUUCCAAUGCGGGUACGACGGCGGUGUUACCCACAACGCCACCUACGAUCCCAUGUUGAUGAAGAAGUAUAACCAAGAGAAACAUUUGAAGCGCACCACACGCAGCGUGGAUAGGUACAAAAGACAUGCAGACGACGUGCAAGUCCGCGGCCCGUACAACGAGAACAAGCUCUCGCGGUAUGUGGAGUUGGUGCUGGUCGCCGACCACAGGGAGUUCCAGGCGAACGGGGCGAACCUCAACACCGUGCACCGACAGUUGAAGGACGUCGCCAACAUUAUCAACUCUGUGUACUCGCCGCUGAACAUCUUCAUCGCGCUGGUGGGCGUGGUGGUGUGGAACGAGGGCGACGAGAUCAAACUCAAAGAGAACGGAGACGAGACGCUCAACAACUUCCUGCACUACCGCAGGACCGUCCUCGUCGUCGACAUACCGAACGACAACGCGCAUUUGCUCACACGUCAAUCAUUCAAAGACGGCGUUGUCGGCAAAGCUCUCAAAGGGCCGAUAUGCACGUACAACUACUCUGGCGGCGUGGCGACGAACCACUCCGAAGUGAUCGGGCUGGUGGCGACGACCAUCGCGCACGAGAUGGGCCACAACUUCGGCAUGGAGCACGACUCCGAGGAGGACUGCGAAUGCCCCGACGAGAAGUGUAUCAUGAGCCCGUCUAGUACAUCGGUCACGCCGAUACACUGGUCCUCGUGCAGUCUCAAAUCGCUGGCACUGUCCUUCGAGAAGGGAAUGGAUUAUUGUCUGCGCAACAAGCCGACCCGCGUGUUCGGGUCCCCGACGUGUGGGAACGGCCUGGUGGAGCCGGGCGAGCAGUGCGACUGCGGGCGCCCCGUGCGCGGCGCGGGCGGCGUGGUGGGCGGCGGGGAGGGGGGGCGCUGCGCCGCCUGCUGCCACCCCGACACCUGCAUGCUGCGGCACAACGCCACCUGCGGCGCCGGCACCUGCUGCGACCUGCAGACUUGUCGUCCGAAGUCAGCGGGCACGGAGUGUCGCUCCGCGGACCGCGAGUGCGACCUGCCCGAGUACUGCACGGGACACUCGGAGUUUUGUCCCGACGACGUGUUCAAGAUGGACUCCACGCCCUGCGGCACCAAACACAACGAGGCGUACUGCGUGCGCGGGUCGUGUCGCUCGCACACGGACCAGUGCCGCCUGCUGUGGGGCUCCACCGGCGAGAACAGCCAUCCCAAGUGCUACUCCAUCUACAACCUCAAGGGCACCAAGAACGGUAACUGCGGCUACGAUCGUCUGAACCAGAGAUACGAGCCGUGUUCAGAGGCUGACGCGAGAUGCGGCUUGCUGCAGUGCAGGCAUCUCAACGAGCGGCUUGAGUUCGGCAUGGAGACCGUCGCCGUGCUCUCCGCUAUUUUCAUCAACAAUAAUGGCACAAUAAUACCAUGCCGUACAGCGAUGAUUGACUUGGGCCUGGGCGACGUGGACCCGGGCUUCGUUCCCGACGGCGCUAAAUGUGGAACCGAUAAGAUGUGUUAUAAACAAAGAUGCGUUCCGGUAAAGGCUGUGAUGGACGCGAUAGCCGAGGAGGAAUCCUCCGUGUGCCCCUCGAACUGUUCUGGACACGGCGUCUGCAAUUCUAAAGGUCACUGUCACUGCGAAGAUGGUUUCGCUCCACCGCUAUGCGCUUUACCAGGUGUUGGUGGGUCAUAUGACUCUGGUCCAGCCACCGAUCCUACCAUUCAACGCAACUUCAUGGUGGCGAUGUACGUGAUAUUCCUGGGGAUCAUACCGUCGAUCCUGCUCAUCAUGUUCCUCAUCUACUACUCCAGGCACAACGUGUUGUUCUGGUGGAAGAAACCAAGGAAAUCAGUCCAAUCGCCAAAGAAGGCGAGUCUGCAACAUCGUCUGUCACGCAGCGCCAGUAAAUUUGCCGCGUCGUUCCAAAACAACGGGCAAAAUAACGCUCAGCCGGUCGUCCACACGCUCUCCAACCCUGAUGACAUGAGCUCCAGCCUCCUGCGAAGCGACUCCGACCGCAGCCCUUCAGGUAACAUCAACCCUUCAGUCAACUUCUUCGGCAACUUCAAGGGGUUCUCUCUCACGCCCAUCGACAAAAACCCAGGGGAAGAGGAAAAACCAAUCAAAACUGCGCCAGAAUCGAAAAAGAGUGCGAAGAUCACUCCAGUCCACAGGAGCAGCAGUAACAGCCAGAGUGUGGUAGUGAACCAGGUGGUACUGAAGCCGGUGCUGCGGAGUGCGCCACCGCUGCCAGUGGUGCCCGACACCACCAGCACCACAAGCCCUACCACCAGCCCUGCCGUCAAGCGCACCAACAGCACCGUGCAGAACCGCAUCAAGGCCUUGAUGACCAGCGAGAAGGCAGAAGACGUCACGCAAACUGCCAAUCCACCGCCCAGACCGGUCAUAUCAAGUCCUAUACUCGAAGCGUCCACGUGCACAGCAAAGGAACUGAUAUCACCCUUACAGGGGUCAAAAACUCUGGGUCCUAUAAGAGCGGCCCCCACUGUUCCAGUCGCGUCGCCAAAUUUCCCGAAACGUCCUGUCAGCAUGCACUCGGCAAGCAGUGUGCCUCAGAAACCAUUGCCCGAAGAGCCAAAAAAAGUUAAAGAGGGCAUCUCGCUGAAUCGCAUAGCUUCGUUCUUGAAGCAGGACAAGCCAAAAGAAAAAGAGAGGAACUCGGUUGAAAGGAGUCACUCGCUGCCCAAAAACUCUAACAAUCAAGUGAAGAUUGCGAAGUCUGACAAGGUAGCACUUCGCAACUUACAAAUAUCUAAUCCCAUUUUACAAAAAGAGAUUGAAUUACCGGUUAAUACUGUGCCUGUUGUGUCGGAUUCUGAAGAUGGUGACGAUUCUAAGGCUUUUGUGAACCGCGCGCAAAGUAUGAGAGCGCCCGUUGGUCAGAAGCCGGCUAUUCAAAGUUUCGGAUCUGUGAGGCAGGCUCCGGGGACUACAAGACCUGUCUCUAUUGUAGGCAGGCCGACUGCCCCACCACCGCCUCUGCCGAACCAACCUAAUGAGUUGAAUCACCCAAGCCAAGCUCAUCAAAAGUCUAACGACACAAAAUCUGCAGACUAUGUCGACUGCAUAGAGGAGAAGCAAGCACCUCUCGCCGACAUUAACGAAGAAUCCACUGAUAAUAUCUAUGCUACUAUCGAGGAGAGUCCAAUUAAACAUUCUAAACCAUUGCCUAGUGUUCCGAUUCCCACAAAAACUGCCCCACAGCCUCCCCCAGAAGGUUACAUUGCCCCUAAGGCCGUCACCACCAACUCAGGCAGUUCGGAAAGCAUGGGCUUGCUUGGUGAGAUUGUUAACGAAAUACAAAAUCGUAACUUUGAUUCUAUAUAUUCUACAUCGACACUGGCCAGAAAGAAGGAGAAGGAACGACGGGAAAGGGAGGAGAGAAACAGGGACAGCACGUAUAUGAACUCCGAUCACUAUCGGGCGGAGAGCAUUUACAGUAACUCAGGAGCAAAGUCGAACGCUUCGACGACGAGCAGCGGAUAUUUGCACCCCUCCGCUGUCAAUGUACCGACGUAUAUGAAAAAGGAUGAAGAAGAGACGAAAGAAAGCGAAAAAUCCCCACCAUCGCCCACGUUGAAGGGUCCUAAUUCGAAAAUACCAACGUUUUCGAGACAAGUGACGCCGCCGGGGCUUAAAAACACAAGUACGUUUCGAAAUGUUCCGCCGUCGCCGAAAAAUAACGUUAAAAAUAUCAAUUUGACGGCGAGAGCGAUAUCGAACAGUCCUGACGUUGUGUCAAGCUGUACGGUGCCCGACACAAAGAAUAUCAAGGCUCCAGACGUAAUAAAUAAUAAUAAAAUAACUAACGAAACGCCCAAAGUAGCUGUUAAGCCGUCCGUGACCGCUAAAGCAAACGACAACCGACCGCCGCUGAGACCGGCGCCUACCGUCGAAAAAAAACCUACCACUAAAACAACACCGCCGUUAAAACCUGUGAAUUCAUCCACAAAUAUGAACAAACAAAUAGAUAAAAAUCCGACCAUAAAUCGUGCCAAUUCUAAAGUAGAUUCUAAUGUUAAGGCGAUAGCGGACAAUUUAAAUAAGAAUAAACCCAAGGUCGUGCCGAAACCCACGGCCAUAGUGAAUAAAACUGAAUCAACCACCAAACCCAACGCAACGAAGCUGACAUCAAAACCGUCUAAUGUUGCCAGCCUACAACAAAAAUUCGAAAAUAGGAAAUCUUUAGGCAAAGAAAUUACUGUAGCAAAAAAAUAAUUUUAUGAGUACGCUAGAAAUUAUUUUACAUUAACCUAUUAUUAAUUUAUAGAAUUUUCUAGUCGAUAAUAAAAAUAAACUGAGAAUUAAUUAUUUUUGAUGAGCCAAUGGAGUAACGAUUUGGUUCGAGCAAAUCGAUAAUUGCUAUACAACAGACAUAUGAUGAACAUACGAAUUGUAAAAGUGUUCAUAUUUUGAUAUUGCAGUACAUUUUGACGGAUAGACGAACGUAUCAUUUGUAAAAAGUUAGAUGUGUACGUGUAUUAUAGAUAGGAUAUUAAAGUGUGGUUUUCACUUGUUUAUUUUAUCAAUUUACUUUGACUAUUUUAAAUAAUUUCUUCGGGACGCCAUUUUGAGGCUUGGCCUUAUUCUCGCAACUAUAACAUGCAGUGGCGGCCUUAAACGAUGCGAGGCCCCAGGAAAAAACAAAAAAAACACUCGGGGUUCAGGGCGGAGCAAGAAAAAAGGUCCUCCAAGCACCGCGCGAGGCCCCGCGCGGUUACUCGGUUCGCUUUCUCCUAGGGCCGCCUCUGAUAAUAUAAAUAAACAAGUAAAACCCAUACGUUCCGCAUAAGAGAUCUCUGUAAAUAUCUCCUCUUUUAUUCCCUUAAUUGAUUUAAAUAUCAAGUGUCUUAUACUAGCGUACAUAAUAUAAUAUAACGUUUGAUUUGUAUUUUUAUAAAGAUUAUAUUAGCUGAUGUUUGAGAAUUUGUAUAGUAUAAUAUGUUGUGUGCGAGAUUCCGACUAUUUUAUGAGGCGGGGUACAACUCCGCGUGUGGAUUGUAUAGAAUAUAAAAGUAUUCGGAUACGCAAUCGACUUAAAUAUUUAUGUACAUAGCAAAUUAUAUUUUCUACUUAACAUUUUGCUGUUGCCUUUUUAGCGAUUUUCAGGAUCUAUAUUUUGCAUUAUCAUUACGAAAUAAAAAUAUUGAUUUAUGGAUACUGAAAUACGUAUUAAAAUUUCAAUAGCCAGGAUUUUACGUAAAAUGGUUUGAGUCAAUUAUGACAUAAUAUAGAAAUAUAAGCGAUUGUGUAUCUGAAACACUUGAUGACCUUACUGGGCAGCUGGUGCUUUCGGCCCUAUAGCGGUAUGUACAUUCAAGUAUUCGGGAGUUAUUGACAGCUAAUGAGUCAAAUUGAAAUAUACUCCUUAUUCCUAUAGCAACAGGACCUAUAAAUUUGACUAUAUCUCUAUAUUCUCCUUUCUCUCUGCCUCUUCCAUCAGAGCCGUUAUAAUAACUAAAGCUAUGGGUUCGCUUAUAUGAUCCCCAUGAAAAUUGCAACGGCAAUCAAGAAAAAGGUUUACAGAACUGAGACAGCUUUUGAUGGCCAACACUGACUUUCAUCGAACAAUUUUAUUUAAAUCAUCCUCAUAAUUAGACAAGGUGCUAGAGCAAUAUGCUUUCUAUACAGUUUCAAAAUAAUUUCAUUUACAAGAAAAAGUAUUUUAUUAUUGCGUAAUAAGGUCUUAUUUAGCUUUCACGCAACAUUAGACUCGUUUUAUAGCAACACUUAAAAGUGUUACCAGAUCGUGUAUUUUUAAUAGUUUAUACAAUAAGUGACCAUUUCGUUGUGAACUACUAUCGUUGAUAUGUAUAAGUCAGGAAAAAAUGCAAUAAAUAGUUUAUUUGUAUGUUAAUAAAUAGAUGCAUAAUUCGUCCAUAGUCGUAACGUCACUGCCAUUACAGCUUGGUACAAAAUGUGGUGCUGAAUUGUCGCAAAGUAUAGAUACAAUAUGUACCUAAAAGUUGAUUCGUAGUUCGAUUGUUAACUUACAAUAAGCGUCGGUAAUAAUUGGCUGUAUCAAGCGCGUUGUCUUUGAAUGCCAUCAUUCAGUAUUUUACGAAAAAUAAUAGAACAAGUUUCAUACAAAAUAUGAAAGAAGUUGGCAUAGAACGAUCGCGCAUGAUUCAAGGUUAACUAAAUACCUAAGGAAUACAGAUAGCAAACAGUGAUUUAUAAGUGAGAAAAAUGGUAUUUAGGUAUAUUUUUGUAAAUUAUUCUCUAUAAUUAUCCGUGCUUGAUUACAACCCUUUGAUGUUGAAAUGUUUGUAAAAAGAACUAUAUGGGUCACAUAUACCCAGGUUAGUAAAAUAUAAAGUAUAAUAUAUACAAUUUAUACAUGAUAUGACAUUAUUUUUACAGCUAACUCUUCACUAUUUUACAAAUUACUCAACUGCAAGGGGUUCCAAAUAUAAUAAUAUUACAAUAUUACAUCGAACAUAAGAAAUAUGUAGUGAUUGUGAUUAGAUAUAUAGAGAAUUAAAUCGAGAAAGUGUUGCUUGGAUAUGAUAGCAGUUUUUGUCUUUAAUGGAUUUCUUCACAUACUUUCCAAGACUGAUUUCGCCAGAUAUUUCAUUUUACUAAGUAUCUUGUAAUUCGUAUUGGCAUAUUUCCUAUCAGGGUAUUUAUAAAGAUGAUAGGUAGAGGUAUAAAGAUUGAUUUUAUCUUCACAGCCGGUUCUUAGGCAGGUAAUCCUUGCAAUUUGGAGACUCCAAUUUUUGGUAUCAAUUUGUGGCACUACAGACAACGCUAUACAUCUUAACUAAUUUACUUAUUGAGCUAAGUUUAGACAAGCAAGUUCUCUCAGCAAUAUAUUGUGCAAGAACUUUUAAAUUGAUGUGUUUACACUAGUGGGAACAUAUCAAUAAUUAUAUAUACAUGGUCGCGAGUCCUGCAAACUUUGCAGAAGCCACCAUACCUUGACUAUUCACAGUAAAAAUAGCUUGCGGAAGAUGUGAUUACUUUCCUUGGUUCAACAAUAUUAGUCUGAUCAGAUUUGAGAACCACCCCUAGUGGCGAAAAAUCAAUGUCUACUUCCAUCUCAAUAUCGGAACAAACUGUGGCGCUAAUGGAUACUGUUAUGUUUGAAAUAAGUAUAAGUACUGGAUUUUUUUAGCUACACUGUGCUUGGUAAAUUACCCUGGUAGCAAACGUGUCGAUAUUGAAAAUUUCGUUUAUGUGUUAUAUUAUCCACUAAGGGUUGGACUGGAAUUGUUGCAAUUAUGAAAUUAGAUCCGCUAUAUCUUUGAUGUUUGUAAACAAGUAUGUAGUUAUGUCACCUAUUCUACAAUUUUAAGUUUAAACUGUUGUCAACUGUAAUGAUGCAUAAAUCUCUUGAUUAAUUAUUGGUUUUAUAACGUAAUGAGAUAUUUUAAAACAUACAUUUUGUAUAUUUUCUCUUAAAUGUGCGCAAUUAAUUCUUUCCUUUGUAUUCCGCUCGUUGUUAUGUGAUUUUGUAUCUACCGACUUAAAAGCCAACUCAUCCUUUGGAUUUAUAAAUUGCAAAUGUGUAUAAAGUGCUUUUACUUCUUUAGCUUUUGUUUUAAAUUUAUUGUGAUAUAAAAACUGCGUAGCACGUGAAUGCAAAGUACAUUAAACAUAAAAUACAACCAAAGAUUCGUAUUUUUUUCGUGCGACAAUGACGUAACAUCUUAGUCUAGAUUGUUUUUAAUUUUUUAUGGCAAUUAUCUUCUUUGUUAUAUUUAGGUAGCUUUUAUUCUAAUUGCAAGACUGUAAAACAAAAUUUAAUUAUAUAUUUUUUGCACUUAAGUUAGAUAAGACAUUACGAUAAGAAUAUUAUGUUGUCGUAUACAAUUUAAUUAAAGAAGAAAUGAGCAUUAAAUACACUGUUUAAUUUA